CUCACAUGUGAAACUUGAACAGCGACAACCUUUAAUUAUCACUUAUAUUUUUGUCAGUGGGAUUCACCACAGUGAAGGAAACCGAACAAAGUAAUCGAACACGGUGAUAAGAGGGCACUUAAGAGGGAUGCGUAGCAAAUGCGGUCGUUUCCUGCUGAAGACACAGAUAGCCACAUGUAGUGGCUAACGUUAGCUAGGUUUCUGCAAAGAAGCGCACCUGAAGGUUCAGUAUUUGAACGGUUUCAAAUUUUUUUCUUCUCUGAAAACCCAAGGGUGUCUUGUCAGCUAUUUCAUAUUGUGCAUAAUAAAUUUGCGAUUAUAUCUCACACAAACGAUGAUUUUAUAAGAGUUAUAUAACAUUUUUUUGCACCACUGCGCAAACCGAGUCACGUUUCUAUUCAGUAAACAAGCAAGACUUGCAUACUUUGUCCUUGGUUCGUGAAAUAGAUAGAACUCUAAGAAACGCUAACUAUGACAUCGCCGAUGACAGUUCCAGUUAUUGACGUCCAGAGCAAUAAUUUCAAGGAGUUAUGGCCUGCGAUGGUGCUAGCCAUUAAAACGUCCUCGUUCAUCGCCUUGGAUACGGAACUUAGUGGUCUGGGUGCAAGGAAGGACCUACUAGCUGAGUCCAUUGAGGACAGGUAUAAAGCUAUAUGUCAUGCCGCUCGCACACGCUCCAUUUUGUCACUGGGCAUCGCUUGUUACAAGAAACUGGAUGACAAAGCGGACACCACGUACCUGGUCCAAGUUUACAACCUAACAUUGCUGUGUACAGAGGAAUACAUCAUCGAACCCCAGUCAGUGCAGUUCCUGGUUCAGCAUGGUUUUGACUUCAACAAACAGUAUGCACAAGGCAUCCCGCAUUAUAAAGGCAACGAUAAGGGGGGUGAUGCCCAUGGCAUAAACAUGCGUUCGUUAUACGUGGAACUCCUCCGGGCCAGUAAGCCCUUAGUGGUCCAUAAUGGUUUGAUUGACAUGGUGUUCCUGUACCAGUGCUUCUACGCUCACCUGCCAGAGAAACUGGGCACCUUCACCGCCGACCUGUCCCAGAUGUUUCCCUCCGGCGUUUACGACACCAAAUACGCCACGGAGUACGAGCUGCGCUACACGGCCUCCUACCUGGAAUACGCUUACAAGAAAUGUAAACUGGACAAUUCCAGAUCCAUCGAGGGUGGUGGGAGUGGACCUCGGAUGUUUCUGGAAUUCUGUAACUACGCUGGACACAUGCAAAACUACGUUGACUACAGACCCUGCAUAGACCAGCAGAGCCAACAAGCCCCCCAGAACAUUUGUGUCCAGUUCUCUGCUUACGGGUGGUGUCCUAACGGCUCUCGGUGUUCCAUGUCACAUGACACCGACCUGAUCAUCCAACAGGACGAGAGGAGUAGGGAGGACAAGAGGAAGAAGAGAAAACGUAAGAAGAAACAGAAGGCAGUGCAAGAGGAGGCGAACGCGCCAGUGGAGAAGGAGCGCUGCGCCUCCCCCGACUCCAAACGGGCAAACGUGGAGGACAUGGAGCAAGAGGAAAAGCGGCAGGACCAGGAGGGGACGGGAACGGGAACGGGUCCCCCGGUCCCUCAACCUGUGUCGGGAGCCGAGGCCGCGGAUAAGAACCCGCCGAACACAACGGCCGGAGAAGAGAACAGAAACAGCGUUUCAGAGUCAAAGCCGGACACCAGCGACGGGCCCCACAGCGCGACGCUGACCCCGGAGACGGGGGACGGUACGAAGGACAGGAAGCUGGAGGGGGGCACCCACAGGGCGGGGUUUGACGCUUUCAUGACCGGGUACAUUUUCGCCUUCGCCAGCUGUCUCGCGGCCAAGCCAGAGGAGUCGAACCCGGAGUCCUGGGUCCCCGGGUGCGCGAACAAGCUUUACCUGAGCGGCAAGUCAGUGCCUCUGCACGUGGCCAAAAGCACCUUCUCAAAGUCGUCGAAAGCUCACGUGCGCAAGAUGGACUUUGUCUGGGGGAAGAGUGGCCGAGAGAACCAAAACGGAGGACACAGCGUGAAGUGAAAAUCCUCAGCCACUUUCACAUUAUUUUUUUUGACGAAUAAAGGAAAAAUUAC
Chanos chanos (milkfish) is the source of this 2069-nucleotide messenger RNA. It is a transcript of the gene toe1, whose product is annotated as target of EGR1, exonuclease. Gene Ontology annotation, cellular component: Cajal body. NCBI's taxonomy places the organism in Eukaryota, Metazoa, Chordata, Actinopteri, Gonorynchiformes, Chanidae. Gene Ontology annotation, biological process: snRNA 3'-end processing. The transcript is spliced from 7 exons. Bases 472 to 2016 code for a protein of 514 amino acids. Gene Ontology annotation, molecular function: snRNA binding; 3'-5'-RNA exonuclease activity; metal ion binding. The record is from RefSeq and is a predicted model, not a curated record.